Molecule: messenger RNA, 5451 nt
Organism: Macroventuria anomochaeta
Lineage: Eukaryota; Fungi; Ascomycota; Dothideomycetes; Pleosporales; Didymellaceae
Product: type II DNA topoisomerase
Exons: 4
Coding region: 132-5273 (1713 amino acids)
Biological process (GO): sister chromatid segregation; resolution of meiotic recombination intermediates; DNA topological change
Cellular component (GO): nucleus
Molecular function (GO): ATP binding; DNA topoisomerase type II (double strand cut, ATP-hydrolyzing) activity; DNA binding
Source: RefSeq, a predicted model, not a curated record
CCACGACACUCUUUUCGCGUGCGUUUGCAAUUACUAACCUAUCAGUCUCACGCAGUUUCGCCAUUUGAGCGCUUUUCUUCGUACACGUUACUCUCCGUCCUCUGGGACUUUGUCGACAACGCUUCGCCGCCAUGUCCGACUCCGAGUCCAACUUCGACGACGGCGCAAGCUCUGAUUUUGCGCCACCUGUGAAGGCCGCAAAGGCAGCACCAAAAGCCAAAGCAGCACCAAAGAAGGCAGCCGCCGCGCCAAAGCCUCGAGGGAGACCUGCGGGCACAACAGCAGCGAAGCCUAAGGUAAAGGCAGCGCCGAAGAAGAAGGCGAAGGACUUCUCAGACGACGAGAACUCAGAUGUCGACAUGGAAGACCCAAUAGAUGACGACGAGUCAUUACUCGCAGACACACCACCAAAGACGAAGAAGGCGCCAGCACCCAAGAAGAGCAGCGGCAAGGUCCUCGCAGAUAUCGCGAAUGAGAGCUUCGGCAUGGAUGGCGCUGAGGAGGCACCGCCUUCUGUGAAGGGCAAGAAGGCCGCCGGCGGCGCGAGUAGCAAGUACCAGAUGCUUUCGCAUUUGGAGCACAUCAUGAAGCGUCCAGACACAUAUAUUGGCUCGGUAGAGCGCACGACGGACAAGAUGUGGGUGUACAACUCAGCGAACGAGAGCAUGGAGUUUCGCGACGUUACCUACGUACCCGGUCUAUACAAGAUCUUCGAUGAGAUCUUGGUUAACGCGGCAGACAACAAGCAGAAUGACAAGAACAUGAGCGAAAUUCGUGUCACAGUUGAUCGAGAGACUGGUGAGGUCUCGAUCAAGAACGACGGCAAGGGUAUUCCUGUCGAGAUUCACUCACAACACGGCAUCUACGUCCCGGAAAUGAUCUUCGGCCACCUCCUCACAUCCUCGAACUACGAUGACGAUCAACAGAAGGUCACCGGUGGUCGCAAUGGUUACGGAGCGAAGCUUUGCAACGUCUUCUCCCGAGAGUUCACAGUCGAGACCGUCGACUCGAAGCAGAAGAAGAAGUACAAGCAAACAUGGACAGACAACAUGAGUAAGAUGGGCAAGGCCAAGAUCACAGACAUUAAAGGAGACGACUACACAAAGAUCACGUGGCGAGCCGACUACAGCAAGUUCGGCAUGGACGGUAUCGAUGACGACUUCGAGGCGCUGAUCAAGAGGAGAACCCACGAUAUGGCUGGUACACUUCGUGGAAUUAAGGUCUACCUCAACGGCGACCGCGUCAAGGUCACAAGCUUCGCCAAGUACAUGGAGAUGUACACCAAGGCCAUCUCAAGGGAACAAGGCAAGACUGAAGAUGGCGAAGAUCGCAAGGACGUUAUUAUCACAGACAAGCAUGACCGUUGGGACAUCGGUUUUGCUGUCUCAGAUGGAGCCUUCAACCAGGUCUCAUUCGUCAACUCGAUUGCCACAACCUCCGGUGGUACGCACGUCAACUACAUUGCGGAUCAGAUCGUUGACAAGCUCAUGGCGAUCGUCAACAAGAAGAACAAGGCGGCUGUCAAGCUCAAGCCUGCGCAGAUCAAGAACCACCUGUUCUUGUUCGUCAACUGCUCGAUCGUCAACCCAGCCUUCACAUCCCAGACCAAGGAGCAGUUGACAACGAAGGUGAGUCAGUUCGGCAGCAAGCCUGUGCUCAGCGACAAGUUCUUAAAGGCGAUUGAGAAGACAGAAGUGAUCCAGAACAUCAUGCACUUCGCUCAGCAGAAGGCGGAUCAACUCAUGAAGAAGACAGACGGUAACAAGCGCAACCGCAUAAACAACGCUAAGCUCACAGACGCCAAUAAGGCUGGAACCAAGGACGGUCAUCUCUGCACACUGAUCCUCACUGAAGGAGAGUCGGCCAGUGUGCUGGCUUUGGCUGGUCGUGCUGUCGUCAACCAGGAUCUGUUCGGUGUCUUCCCCCUGCGCGGUAAGCUACUCAACGUCCGGGAUGCAUCCAUGGACCAGAUCAUGAAGAACGCGGAAAUUCAGAACAUCAAGAAGUUCCUCGGUCUCCAGCACAAGAAGGAGUACACCAUGUCUGAUAUGAAGAGCCUGCGUUAUGGUCAUCUCAUGAUCAUGACGGAUCAGGAUCAUGACGGUAGCCAUAUCAAGGGUCUUCUCAUCAACUUCCUCCAAUGUCAGUUCCCGAGUCUGCUCAAGCUCCCCGGCUUCCUGCUCGAAUUUAUCACACCCAUCGUCAAGGUGUGGAAGGGUGACCCAAAGAACCCCAAAGGCUUGAAGAGCUUCUUCUCGAUGCCGGAGUACGAGGAGUGGAAAGAGCAGCACAAAAACCAGAAGGGUUGGGACCACAAGUACUACAAGGGAUUGGGUACCAGCGAUAUCAAGGACGCCCAGGUCUACUUCAAGGAUCUCGACACGCACAUGAAGCGCUUCCACACCAUGCGAGCCGAAGAGGAGAAGCUCAUCGAGCUGGCUUUCUCGAAAAAGAAGGCUGAUGCUCGUAAGGAGUGGCUGCGUGAUUUCGUUCCUGGCAACCACUUGGAUCUCACCACUAACGAGAUCACAUAUGACGAUUUCGUCAACAAAGAGCUCAUCCUCUUCUCCAUGGCUGAUAACCUGCGAUCCAUUCCCUCAGUCAUUGACGGCUUCAAGCCCGGUCAGCGAAAGGUUCUCUACACCUGCUUCAGGCGCAAUAUCCGCAAGGAUGUCAAGGUUGUCGAGUUGGCCGGUUCUGUCUCUGGUUCCACCGACUAUGCCCACGGUGAAGCCUCCAUGCAGGGUACCAUCGUUGGUCUUGCUCAGAACUUCGUCGGUUCGAACAACAUCAACUGCUUGGAACCAAGUGGUAACUUCGGUUCCCGUCUGCAGGGUGGUGGUGAUGCUGCCAGCGCCCGUUACAUCUACACUCGUCUGUCGCCCUUCGCACGUAGGAUCUUCCACCCGCAGGACGACGCUCUCCUCACCUACGGAGAGUCUGAUGGCACCAAGAUCGAGCCUGCGAUGUAUGUACCUGUUCUCCCCAUGAUUCUUGUCAACGGAUCGAGCGGUAUCGGUACUGGUUGGAGUUCCGAAAUCCCCAACUUCAACCCUCUAGACAUUGUAGAGAACAUCAGGCUUCGCAUGGCAGAUGGUGGCUCGAAGGAGGAUAUGAAGCCUAUGGUGCCUUGGUACAAGGGCUUCACUGGAACGACCGAGGAGCUGGGAGGCGACAAGUUCCGCUUCACGGGUACCAUCCGUCAGACCAGCGACACUGAGAUUGAGGUCACCGAGUUGCCUGUGCGUUACUGGACCCAAGACUUCAAGGAGAAGCUCGAAGACAUCAUCAAGGCCGAGAAGACUCCCUCGUUUAUCAAGGACUACAUCGACUACAACACUCCCGAUAGGGUGCACUUCAUCAUUAAGAUGGAAGACAAGCACAUGACUGCUGCUCUCGCGAAGGGUCUUGAGGAGACCUUCAAGCUUUACAAGCCCCAGUCUUGCUCCAACCUUGUCGCCUUCGAUGCCCAGGGCCGCAUCCAUAAGUACGCCACUGUUCUGGACAUCGUCGAAGAGUUCUACCACGUCCGUCUGCGAUACUACGAGAAGCGGAAGGCUCACCAGCUUGAUGUCUUGCAGAAGGAGCUUACCAAGAUGAGCAACCAGGCGAAGUUUAUCAAGAUGAUCAUCGAUGGCAAGCUUGUUGUGUCAAAGAAGAAGAAGGCUGUUCUCGUCCAGGAGCUGAAGAAACUUGGUUUCACACCCUUCCCUAAGGUUGAUGAUGCUAAGAAGCAAGGCGAGCUUGAGGAUGUUCAGGAUGACGAUGAAGAGUCUGAGGAGACUGAGGUCGAAGUCAAUGCCAACGACUAUGACUACCUUCUAGGCAUGGCUAUCUGGUCUCUGACCCAGGAGCGUGUCGAGAAGCUCCUGAAGCAGAUCGGUGACAAGGAGGACGAGAUCGAUGCGCUUAUCAAGCUCACGCCAAAGGAGCUCUGGAACAUCGAUCUCGAGGCUUUCGUCGAGGAGUGGAACCUUCAGCUUGUUGAAGAGGCCGAGCGUGCGAAGAAGAUCCAGCGCAUGGGUCGCCGCGCAUCCCACAAGCUCGGCAUUGGUGCUUCUAAGGGCGGCAAGGCUAAGAAGAAGAGAAAGCUGGGCGAUAGCGACUCUGAUGACGACUCUGGCUCCGACUUUGGUCUGGUUAAGAAGAAGGCCAAGCCGAAGAAGGAGGGCUUGCUGAGCUACCUGCGAGAAGCAGAUCCUCCUGCCAAAAAGACAUCCCCUGCGGAGAGCGCAAAGUCUGCAUUGGGCUCGACGGUUCCUCAGAAGCAAGGCAGUCUAUUGUCGCAUCUCGUCAAGACUGAUACUAAGAAGGAGUCACCUCCUCAGAAUGACGGACCAUCAAGCCCGGCUGAACCAGAGCCUGCACCUGCUCCAAAACCUGCGCCUGCAGCUAAACCUCGAGGCCGCCCUGCUGCGGCAAAGAAGCCUACUCCUGUCAUCUCUGACGAUGAUGAGGACGAGUCCGAUGUCUUCGCUGUUGUCGCAAAAGAGGAGGCAAAGAAGCCGGCGCCUAAGACCAACGGCCGGGACCCUCGUGCUGCAACAAAGCCAGUCUCGAAGUACACUAUGGACAGCGACUCGGACGACGAUGACGACCUUGGCGAUGUUAGCACCAUGGUCAAAACCAUCGGCGGCAGCACCAACGGCGUUCCCAUGUUCAAGAGCUCCACACGCCCCGGCAGCAGCUCAGGCAUUCCCAAAGUCGCAAAGAAAGCCAGUCCCUCGGUCAUCGACAUCGACGAAGGCGACACCACCAACUACGAGGCUCUCAUGCCUCAGCCGUCUCCCAAGAAGCCUGCGCCCCGCAACGUGAACGACACAAUGCUCACCUCGGACUCAGAAGACGGCUUUAGCCUCGUCAAGCCGAAACCCGCUGCGUCCAAACUCACCAAAGUCACUGCGAAGGCUAAGCCCGCACCCAAGGCCAAAGCCCCCGCAGCUACCAUCACAAAGAAGAGCACGGUUCUGAGCCCAGCAGCGAAGGCUUACGCCGCGCGCCUCGAGAAGGCACCUGGUGCGACAAAGGCUAAAGCCCCUGCCAAGAAGCCCAUGGUGAUUGACUCGGAUGAGGAGAUGGACGAUGCAGAUGCGUUAGCUAACGACAUCCUCUCUGAUGACGAUGAUGAGCCGACACCAAAGCCAAAGGCUGCGAGCCGUGCUCCCGCUGCUCGGCCUGGACGCAGGGCCGCGGCUAAACCGGCGAAGUAUGUGGUCAGCGAUGAUGAUGACGAGGAGGUGAGUGAGGCGAGCUUUGAGGAUGAUAGCGAGUAGUCGCAUCAAAUCAUUGGGUGGGUGGGUGCAUAGCAUGACGGUGUUCAGGCAGGAUACCCGGUGGCGUUUCUGGAUAAUGGUGGCUCUCUUUCAAUUUCCUUACUCUCAGUCAUUGGGUUUAAUAUAUGUUCCUAUGGAACGAGUGGCGUUAGAGGCUUCUUUAUGCAGUAUAUUCAGG